Molecule: messenger RNA, 1882 nt
Organism: Apaloderma vittatum (bar-tailed trogon)
Lineage: Eukaryota; Metazoa; Chordata; Aves; Trogoniformes; Trogonidae
Gene: XPNPEP1
Product: X-prolyl aminopeptidase (aminopeptidase P) 1, soluble
Exons: 19
Coding region: 11-1882 (623 amino acids)
Molecular function (GO): metalloaminopeptidase activity
Source: RefSeq, a predicted model, not a curated record
AGGUAGGAAGAUGAGUCCAAAAAUUACAACAGAGCUGCUGAAGCAACUGCGGCAGGUGAUGAAGAGUCCCAAGUAUGUCCAGGAGCCUGUCCAAGCCUACAUAGUGCCCUCUGGAGAUGCCCACCAGAGUGAGUACAUUGCACCCUGUGAUUGCAGACGGGCGUUCAUCUCUGGAUUUGAUGGCUCUGCAGGUACUGCCAUAGUCACUGAGCAGCAUGCAGCCAUGUGGACAGACGGACGCUAUUUCCUGCAAGCUGCACAUCAAAUGGACAACAACUGGACGCUCAUGAAAAUGGGUCUGAAAGAUACACCGACUCAGGAGGAUUGGCUAGUGAGUGUCCUCCCAGAAGGCUCGAAAGUGGGAGUGGACCCUUUCAUUAUCCCAGCUGACCAGUGGAAGAGGAUGUCCAAAGCCUUGAGAAGUGCUGGCCACGACCUUGUGCCUGUCAAAGAAAACCUUAUCGAUACAAUCUGGACAGACUGUCCUCAGCGCCCUUGCAAGCCUCUCAUCACGCUUGACCUUAGUUACACAGGGCUCAGCUGGAGAGACAAAAUUGUAGCCCUCCGUUCAAAAAUGGCUGAAAGGAAAGUCCUGUGGUUUGUGGUAACGGCCUUGGAUGAAGUAGCGUGGCUUUUCAACCUCCGAGGCUCUGAUGUUGAGUACAAUCCUGUGUUUUUUGCAUACGCCGUCAUAGGAAUGAACACAAUCAGGCUCUUCAUAGAUGGUGACCGGAUGAUGGACCCAGCUGUGAGGGAGCACUUACAGCUCGAUUCCACCCUGGAGCCUGAGUUUAAAAUCCAGGUGAUGCCCUAUGGAUCUAUCCUGUCAGAGCUGCAGGCUGUUGGUGCAGGCCUCUCGCCCAAGGAGAAAGUAUGGCUCAGUGACAAAGCCAGCUAUGCACUGACUGAGGCAAUUCCCAAGGUUUACCGAUACCUCACCCCGUAUACCCCCAUCUGCAUUGCAAAAGCUGUGAAGAAUGCGUCGGAAACAGAAGGCAUGAGAAGAGCACAUAUUAAAGAUGCUGUUGCCCUGUGUGAGCUCUUUAACUGGCUGGAGAAAGAGGUUCCAAAGGGAACAGUGACAGAAAUAAUUGCUGCAGACAAAGCAGAGGAGUUUCGCAGCCAACAGAAGGACUUUGUUGAAUUGAGUUUUGCUACCAUAUCAAGUACGGGUCCAAACGGAGCCAUCAUUCACUACAAGCCAGUUCCUGAGACCAACAGAACACUGUCUGUGAACGAGAUCUACCUCCUGGACUCAGGAGCACAGUACAAAGAUGGUACAACAGAUGUGACCAGGACAGUGCAUUUUGGCACACCAUCAGCUUAUGAAAAGGAAUGCUUCACCUAUGUCUUGAAGGGACAUAUAGCUGUGAGUGCAGCCAUCUUCCCAAAUGGAACCAAAGGCCACCUUCUAGAUUCCUUUGCCCGCUCUGCCUUGUGGGACUGCGGUUUGGAUUACCUGCAUGGGACAGGACAUGGAGUUGGCUCUUUCUUAAAUGUACAUGAGGGUCCUUGCGGCAUUAGCUACAAAACCUUUGCAGAUGAGCCCUUGGAAGCUGGCAUGAUCGUCUCAGAUGAGCCUGGAUAUUAUGAAGAUGGGUCCUUUGGGAUCCGAAUAGAAAAUGUUGUCCUUGUGAUCCCUGCUGAAACCAAGUACAAUUUCAAAAACAGAGGGAGCCUGACUUUUGAACCCUUAACCCUGGUUCCAAUCCAGACAAAAAUGAUUGAUGUUAAUUUGCUGACACAAAAAGAGUGUAACUGGGUGAACGACUACCAUCAGAAGUGCAGGGAAGUAAUAGGAACAGAACUGGAGAGGCAAGGCCGGCACGAAGCUCUUCAGUGGCUCAUCCGGGAGACGGAGCCUCUCAUCAGAAUUCAGUAG